Messenger RNA from Marchantia polymorpha subsp. ruderalis, 2322 nucleotides. NCBI's taxonomy places the organism in Eukaryota, Viridiplantae, Streptophyta, Marchantiopsida, Marchantiales, Marchantiaceae. The record is from the annotation of a GenBank genome assembly.
GAGACGAAUCGUCGGUAGUUUCUGUGGAUUGUGGACCGGAUCCAGGACUCGGCAACCUGCACUGGGAGCACGACGGGACGAGCGUCGAGGGGCUGGGGCCUUCGAGGUUCUGGCGAUGGUGGAAGGCGCCUGAAUGACCGAGUGAGCAUGAACGAAGAAUGAAACAACGAGCGACGAUCGAAUACAGUUUCUUCCGGAAUUCUUCCGCAUGUAGUUUCACUGAUUCCCUUACUUCGUUGUUGCCUGAUCUGCAUCAUCAUGAUCCAGAGCAACAAGCAGCCGUACGACAUGUAUGGAGCCCUGGGUGAGAGCCUUCUGCAGCUCGAAGAUGUCGCUGACAAAAUCUUCACAUCCAUCACCGAUCGAAUUCGAUCACAGAAUCAACAGCUGAGAGGUCUGUCAUCCAGAAUCCAAGCUGCACAGGCAAGAGUAGACGCAAUAUCCGGGACAAAGCGAGCCACGUGUGUCUAUUCAAGUGCAAAGUUUCCAGAGAUAGAUCCUUCGUCGACGGAUUAUAUACCAUUAUCUCAGAAAAGGCGAGACGAAUACCGCAUACCCUCAACUGUUACAAUAUCAUUGAACACAGGACAAUGGCAGAAUGGAGAAGAGGGUACUUUGGAGCUUUUCCAGUUCUUCUCAGAGACCAGUCACGAGCACUGGUUGAAGGAUCACAAACGGAAGGAGGGCAUCGGCAAAGUUCCAUCGCGUGUCAAGUCAGUUGCAGAUGUUAUUCUCUUCAACUCCACAGAACUUCCUUAUCACAAAUACAGGAUUGUGGAUACUCUUGCUGGAGCUGACCAACCAGUCGAUGAAGAGGAGGUGGUGGAAGUCAAACAUGUUGAUUUGCCCGCUCCUCCUCAAAGUGUCCUCGGGGGUGAUGAGACGCCGAGACAAGGAGCUGAAGAGUAUGGUUUCAAACCCGUUCUCCGACAGGUGCCCACGUUCAGUUUACCAUCUGUGCUGCCUGAUCUUCCGAUGAUAGCAGAUCUAAGCUGGAGUGGUGCAACAGGUGAUUAUGACCAACUUCCUUCGAUCGCACCAUCUGCUGUGUACUCUGCCCCAUAUUCUCCUAGCGCUCGCAGUAGUUCUUCAAGAUUUGACUCGGGUUCGGUAUCAACUAGAUUUGAUCCUACUUAUGCGGCCUGGAGACCUGACUCUGCUUCCGGAGAUGGUUUAAUGCAAGAUGCUUCGUCUAGAGGACUUCCACGCAUUCGUGUGAGCGAGUCACCACCUCCAGAGAGGCGUUCAAGAAAGAAGACCAGUGAUAGUCAACCAUCCUCUGCGCGUUCGCGAGACGGCACAAAAGCAGCUUCUGAAAGAGGCCAAACUUUCAUGGCACCUACACCUAUACCUCCACCCCCGCCACCUCCACCGCCAUUGCCACAGUUUAUGCGAAAUCUACCUGCCCUUCCUGCUGGUGGUUCGCAUUUGAUAAGUAAUGCUAAAGAUAGUGAAAAAUCAAAUCUUUUUGUAAGAGCGGAAAGUAGUCGAGCAAUUCCAGGGAAUCAAGUUGCGAGUAAUCCUUAUUCGGCUCCUGCACUUCCAGUACCGGAUAGCCGACGAGCAGCGCUUCUGGCAUCGAUACGUGAUUCUGGGCUGAAUAUACUUCGCAAGACUCCUCGCACUGAUGGCUCUCUGCCAUCUCUAGACACCCCUGGAAGAGAACUCAGUGGAGGUAUUGAUGACAGGGAACCAUCCAACAAGUCGACGUCGUCCGGCCCAAAGCAGCCCCUUAAUGUCUUAGCUGAAAUGGCGAAGAGCUUAACACUGCGCAGACUCUCGAUGCGUGGUGCUUCUCACGAUCAGAUGUCCAUGAGAAGUGAACAUCGACCAGCUGCAGUGGAUGAGGAUCAUGCCAGCGGUUCAGGAGACAACAGCGUCAAGAUCAAAACGCCUAGUGUCAAUGCCUAUAUGGCGUCGCAAAGGCAAGAGGAGCUCAGUGAUGACGAGGAGGACGAUGAUUGGGAAGAAUGAAGGCUCCACCCAUCGUCUGGUUUUUGUUAUGUUUCUGCCCGGUUCUACAUUGUACAAAUGCAUUUGCUUCAUUUGUAUAUUAUUCUGUCCCGUAAUCAGAGAAUUCUUUGACUAGAGUUCGGUACUUCUUGCUGGUAACCGUGGUCGUGCGUCACUUCAGUGGACCACAUGCGUGCAGUCGUAAGACUUCAACGCAUGGCUCAUCGAUGUAAAAAAAAAGAAGGGAGUGCGUUCACCACCCGUCGUUGCUAAGGAAGCUCGGGUCAUAGCGUUUACUUCAGAAUUCGUUGAAAUUGACAGUCGAGCAUAGACUCAGAUAGAUCUGAAGUGGCUAGUCGCAAGGCAUCA